GUGAAACCUGUCCCUAUAUAUACACUGAAGCGUAUGAUUACAAGUAUACUCUGUUUGAACCAUCAACGGAUCUACACAACCUAGCAUUGAAAUAUCAUCAAUAAUGGCAACUAAAAGAGAAAAGAUAACUGAGGAUGAUACACAAUGUUCAGUAUGUCGGACAACCUUUCGGAAUCCAAGAAUAUUGCCAUGUAAGCACAUGUUUUGCCACGAAUGUUUGUGUGGGGUCGUGAAACGACAUGACGGAAAGUCUGCCUUCCCUUGUCCUCUGUGCCGGGCUUCUACCAAUACUGACAUUCGUAUAACUAUUGAACCAUCAGAUAGACUAGUAAAUCAAUUCCCUGUGGAUCGUGAGAUGCAAUCUCAUUUGGAAAGAAGGCAGACAUGCCUCGCAUGCAAAACCGAGAGUAAAAAUGAGACUGCGACGGUAUAUUGUAUGGGCUGUCACGAACACAUGUGUACGGUCUGUGGAGAAACUCACAAAAAGUACAAAUUGAUGAGGAGUCAUCAGUUACGGCCGUCAGAAGAGGCGCCUUCAUCCAAAGUAAAGGAUUCGUUACAGGAACUGAAUCGCUGUCCAAAUCAUGAAAAUGAACAUUUGGAGUUUAUUUGCCAGGAUCAUGACCAACCUUGCUGUAGUAAAUGCGCUUUCACGUCGCAUCGAAAAUGUGAUAACGUAAUGCUUAUAAGUGACGUCAUUAAAGACAAUAAAACCUACGAAGCUAGUAUUAAACAAAGAACAGACAUGAUAGACAACGCUUUAAAGCGUGUUUCUACUCUGUGCCUCGAACUAGAAGCAGAGCCGUCACGUAUUGCCACAAGUUAUGAAAAUAUAGACAAACAGCUGAACGAAUUUAAACUUCGUAUAAACGAUGCAUAUGAAAGUCUUCGAAGCUCAGUAAAAAAGGCGUUUAUGGCGGAAAAAUCCAAAAUACUAAGGUCGUCAGAGAUUACAUUAAAUAACGCAACUGCGAAAAAGGUCGAUAUUCUAAACAAGAAGGAGGAGCUUGACGGUGUUCUUUCUCAUGGUGACGAAGUUCAGAAAUAUUUGUACAUGCGUAAUCAGGCAAACUAUGUUGAUGCUAACGCGACAUGGCAAAUAGAAUUCACGCAGAAACGCAUCGUUCUUGAUAAGAAAAUGCAGCCCUCUUUACUAAAUCUUCGUUUGGAAAAUGAAUUGCUUAUUCCACAGGACGGAAGACCGCGACGUCCCCCUCCAAGAUCUACACAUACUUUGUUAGAUAAUAUAAUUGAAGCAAUAAAAAACCUUGUUGAAGUUAAACAAGAGAUAUGUAAGUAAGGCCGUAGUUGAAUCGCUUAAAAAACUUUCUUUGUGAAAUUUUUAACACAGAUAAUUUUAAAACGAUGUAGUAGUGUCAGAAUACGUGUAUGACAAGAACCUUUACAUAUAACAUAGUUGUUCUUCUGUUCAAUAACACUGAUAUUUUUCAAUUAGUCCCAAUUUCGUUUCGAUGCAUUCACCAAGUGUUACCCAAUGC
This is a messenger RNA of Dreissena polymorpha, 1499 nucleotides long. Its product is annotated as transcription intermediary factor 1-beta-like. Lineage: Eukaryota; Metazoa; Mollusca; Bivalvia; Myida; Dreissenidae. The record is from RefSeq and is a predicted model, not a curated record. Gene Ontology annotation, molecular function: zinc ion binding. The transcript is spliced from 2 exons. Bases 104 to 1300 code for a protein of 398 amino acids.